Messenger RNA from Triticum dicoccoides, 366 nucleotides. RefSeq names its product aspartate-glutamate racemase family. NCBI's taxonomy places the organism in Eukaryota, Viridiplantae, Streptophyta, Magnoliopsida, Poales, Poaceae. The record is from RefSeq and is a predicted model, not a curated record.
AUGAGCCGGCACACGCCUAAUGGAGAUGCUCUUAGUCUAAAAAUUCUGGCUGGACAAAGAUUGACAGCUUCGCCUAUUGUAGCUUGUCCAUUUCCAGGUGUUGAGGUAGUCUGUCCAGAUAGAGCUUCCAUGGAGCACGAGGUGUUACCAGCUCUUAUUAGUGCUUUUAGGAAAGGGGACAUGGAGGGCACGAGAAAUCUAUUGUGAAUAUAACUCCAGCUUCUACUUGAUGAUUUUGUUGGUAUCUUGCUUGAUGACCACCCGCAGCUCAAGAAACGUGUCGACCCGCGGCUCAAGAAAUGCAUCGACCUGCUGGAUGCUUUGGUCAGGACGACCCUUAAGUGCGCAAGCACAAUCAGAUCAUGA